Molecule: messenger RNA, 9996 nt
Organism: Corythoichthys intestinalis (scribbled pipefish)
Lineage: Eukaryota; Metazoa; Chordata; Actinopteri; Syngnathiformes; Syngnathidae
Gene: tfap2c
Product: transcription factor AP-2 gamma (activating enhancer binding protein 2 gamma)
Exons: 8
Coding region: 263-1675 (470 amino acids)
Biological process (GO): regulation of transcription by RNA polymerase II; anatomical structure development; regulation of cell population proliferation
Cellular component (GO): nucleus
Molecular function (GO): DNA-binding transcription factor activity, RNA polymerase II-specific; RNA polymerase II transcription regulatory region sequence-specific DNA binding
Source: RefSeq, a predicted model, not a curated record
CUCCAUGAGAGGGAGUCAAGUUUCUUCAGUUAAAUUCACAGCCUCGCUCACUUUGCUCAACACACUCGACCAGCCGCCGAUAAGUGAAAUCUUCACGUUUUUUCACUGCUUUUCCGUGGAACAGUCUCCGGUUGGCGGGCGGAUCGUGCCUCGUCGGGAUCUUCCAUACCAAACUGGAUUAAAAAUACUUUAUUAUUGUGACUAUACUUUUUUUCUUUUUUUUCUGGGGGGGUGACAAACACUUUUUUCCCCGGGGGUCACCAUGUUGUGGAAAUUAGCAGACAACGUCAAGUAUGAGGAUGAUUGCGAGGAGAGACACGACGGCAGCAGCAAUGGCAACCCGCGUCUGCCCCACCUGCCGGCGGUCAGCCAGCACCUCUACAGCCCGUCCCCGGCCCUCUCUCACUCGGCCAGCUCGGACUUCCAGCCGCCGUACUUCCCGCCCCCUUACCAGCCCAUCUCCUACCCGCAGUCGGGCGAUCCGUACUCCCACCUGGGCGACCCGUUCAACAUCAACUCGCUGCAUCAGUCGCCGUCGUCAAACCAGCAGCAGCCGUGGCCGGGGCGCCAAGGCCAGGAGGGACUCUCGGCGCACGGCCGCAGCGGCCUGGCCGGCCAGAUCCUCGGCCUGGAGGCGGGCGGAGGCUCAUCCGGGGUGAGGAGGGAAGGCUUCCGCCGGCCGGAGCUGCUGCCUCCACACGCUCACGGCAUCGAGGCGGCGGUGAUCGGCGAGAGCAUGGGCAUGCACGACAUGGGCCACGGGAUGGACGACGUGCAGCACGUGGAUGACCACAGUAUUAUCAUGGCAGACCAGACAGUCAUAAAAAAAGUAUUAGGACUGCGAGGGGCCAGGAGCUUUGAUCGGGUACAAAGGACUUGUUAUCAGGGGGGCAUCGUCGCGGGGCCCGUUACUCUCCCCAAAGGCAACUCGCUGGGCCUACCCUUCCAAAAGGAAUCCCUACUGGGGAUGGUGUCCAACCCCACGGAGGUGUUCUGUUCCGUCCCGGGUCGUCUCUCGUUGCUGAGCUCCACCUCCAAGUACAAGGUGACGGUGGCCGAAGUCCAGAGGCGACUCUCGCCACCCGAGUGCCUCAACGCGUCGCUGCUUGGAGGAGUUUUACGCAGAGCCAAAUCGAAAAACGGAGGCCGUUCGCUGCGAGAAAAGCUGGACAAAAUCGGCCUCAACUUGCCCGCGGGGAGAAGGAAGGCGGCCAACGUCACUCUACUAACCUCGCUGGUGGAAGGCGAAGCUGUUCAUUUAGCCCGUGACUUCGGUUACGUGUGCGAGACGGAGUUUCCUGCCAAGGCCAUCGCGGAGUACCUGGGCCGGCCGCACGUGGAACGCAACGAGGUUAAUUCUCGCAAGAAUAUGCUUCUGGCUGCCAAGCAAAUCUGCAAGGAGUUCACAGACCUACUGACACAGGACCGCUCGCCGCUGGGAAAUUCGCGUCCGGCGCCCAUCCUGGAACCGGGCAUCCAGGGCUGCCUGACCCAUUUCAGCCUGAUCAGCCACGGGUUCGGUUCGCCGGCCAUCUGCGCCGCCAUGACCUCGCUGCAGAACUACCUGAACGAGGCUCUCAAACACGUGGACAAGAUGUACCUGAGCUCCGACGCGCAGGGAGGCGCCGACGGCGGGAGCAAAGCUGCCGACAAACUGGACAAGCACAGGAAAUGAGACCGGCCCCCCUCACCGCUGACCCCCACACUUCUUGUGAACUUCGAAAUCCCCCCUGCCUUCCCACCGUCACUUACAAACUAGUAUUUUCGCGUGAGGCUGCGUUCAAAAUCACUCCCUAUUCAGUAUAUAGUCAACUCUUACAGACGUUUAAAACGUCAACACUUCUUCAUUCCGCGGGAGUCUUCACGAUGAUGUCAACUGAAGAUGUUAAAUUCUUUUUUUUAAGACUUGAAAUACCAGGAAACAUAUUUGAGUAAACUUGUUGUUUUAAAAAGUUAAAGCUGAAGGAAGCACGCUAGUCACGAAGGUAGAUUUGCCUGCUAAUUACACUACUUGGGAAAACACAUUCAUCUUCAUGCUUUAACAUGCUAAAUUUCAUUUUCAUGUCACGUUUUAAUCUGAUAAGUUUUAACAUGACAAGUUUCACUUUUAAACGUGAUGAAUUUCACAUUUUAAAGGGACAAGUUUCAUGUUUUAAGUUUUGAACUUUCAAUUUUUAAAGGGAACCACGGAUAAAAAGACUUGUAGUUCUUCAAAGAUAAACGUUACUAUGAGUUAAAAUAAUUUGAUAUUAAAACCCCACUUGAUGUUUUCGUUUAUAUACAAUUUUUAAAAUUAGUUUAACUUGCCGGGCUUUCAUAGUAUGACUAGCGACAUAAACAUGUCAUCAGUUCAGUCCUUUCAAUUUAAACCCGAGAGGAACAUUAAUAAGUAGGACAGCUCUGUCCAUAUUUCGCAAAAUAAACAGGAAAGACGGGAUGAGACGAGACGAGAGUAUGACGAAACCGGUGUUCUUCCAAAAUGUGCUACACCGGCGAAACGUCCUACAAGAGGCGAAUUCGACACCUAAAAUACUACCGUGCGCUUUUAGCUUGUUUUGUUGAGAUGCAUAUGGGCAGAACAUACUAAAGAUGCUGUAAGAAAAUACUCAAACAUAGUAAUGUCAAAUAAGGGUGGUUUAAAUACGCUACGUGACUAAUGUGGUAAACAGAUCAAGAAUCUGCUUUAAAGUGCAUGUGACACGAAAAAGCGUGUUUAUUUCAUAAUACAUGCGGUAUUUUAUGCGCCUGAAUGAUAUGGACCGCUUGGAUGUGUGUGGAAGCGAUCGCUAUAUUUAUUUAGUUUUUUGAAUCCCGCGCCAUGAAAAUGAGUGACUUCCGGCUUCGGUCUUGCAUUGAGGAGGAGGGCGCUGGGACGUGUACGGGUGAAGGCAUCCUCUUCACUAAACAGUGGUACUGUUUUGUAUGAGGACUAAGGAGUCAGCUGAUUUUGCGGAUUAAUACGUUUAUUUUUCGCAUCACGCCGGCCAAACGGCUGCAGAAAAAUCUUGCUUUAUGAGGGAGAGGCGUGUGCGCCUUUUUGGAGUUUCAAAAGGUUCCCAUUCACCGUGGAUAUUGGCCAAAACAAGCCCUUCUACUGUGGGAACAUUGGACUUACGAGGAAGUGAGUAAACAUCGUGUUUUGUAUUAUAUUUGUAUUAAAUACGAAUACAGCGAUUACAAAGUAAACACUACAAACUAUAUUUAAAUAAAGGACUACUUACGUUUGAUCAUUGAUAGGCAUAUAAAAAGCUCUCCUCGUGCACAUUAGCUGCACGUUAGCUGCACAAAAACUGCAGCCGCCCUCCUCCGGGGAACCAACUGUAAAUUGCUCUCUUUGUCAAUCCGCGAAGACAAUCGACAACCCAGUCGUCAUGUCAAAUAAUCCGGGCUAGUUAUGUGUGAUUUUCCGCUUCGAAGACUUUGAAACAUCACUCGGUUCGGGUUAGCAUGUCAGCUAGCUGUCACGCCUCUUGGUUUGUUUACAUUCUCCGAAGCCGGGGAAGGGAAAUGUCAUAUGUCCGAUUUAGGUGUCAUAAAAUAUCAUUCGGGAGGUGUGACAGUAAAGGUGAAGUCGACAAUUUUGACCAUUAUGGAGUAAUUUUGCCAUGUCGUCCUGAAUAAGUGCAUUUUUAUUAUUUCAUAUUCUAUUUAGCACAAGACUGUUAUUUGUCAUGACCAUGCCAUUUAUUUAGCAAUUGGAGAAAAUACUUGGAUAAAAAGAAUAUCCUGUAAAAAUAUUGAAGAGACAGAAACAAUGACAUUUUGCAGCUCUCUGGGCCGUCAAAAUUAAUUAAAUAAGGGUCUCCAGUGGAAACGUCUCUCGUGCGACAUACCAACGCAUAGAUCAUGGGACAAAACCUGAAAGAGAAACGCAACUGAAAAGAAAGUGUGGCUGGCUUGACCACGGAAUUAGAAAACACGGCGAACUUCAGACAGCAAUAACAUAGGAAUUGUGUUAAAGGGUUUAUUGAACACACAAGAAAAGCACACAGAAAGGGUCUGGGACAGUAGGUCGGGAUCAAUAAAAAAAAAACAACCUGAGGCAAAACCAUGGUGAGAGGCAGACAAAUGUAAAAACAAGGCAAUAAUGCCACUAGCAACGAAGGGAUAUACAAAGUGUCAAAUGGCAGUAAAUCAAUAUCUUUGGCAAGCCGCUUAGGAUCGGUUUAAAGUAGGGCUGUCAAACGAUUAAAAUUUUUAAUCGAGUUAAUUACAGCUUAAAAAUUAAUUAAUCGUAAUUAAUCGCAAUUCAAACCAUCUAUAAAAUAUGCCAUAUUUUUCUGUAAAUUAUUGUUGGAAUGGAAAGAUAAGACACAAGAUGGAUAUAUACAUUCAACAUACGCUACAUAAGUACUGUAUUUGUUUAUUGUAACAAUAAAUCAAUAAGAUGGCAUUAACAUUAUUAACAUUCUGUUAAAGCGAUCCAUGGAUAGAAAUACUUGUAGUUCUUAAAAGAUAAAUGUUAGUACAAGUUAUAGAAAUUUUAUAUUGAAACCCCUCUUACUGUUUUCGUUUUAAUAAAAUUUGUAAAAUUUUCAAUCAAAAAAUAAACUAGUAGCCAGCCAUUGUUGAUGUCAAUAAUUACAUAAUGCUCAUGGGUGCUUAAGCCCAUAAAAUCAGUCACACCCAAGCGCCAGCAGAGGGCGAAAAAAACUCCAAAAAACACAAGUAACAAGUUGGCAUUGCACUGUGCUGUCAUUUUAAUCUGUUUGAGCGAGGCAUGUGUGUUAAUUGCGUCAAAUAUUUUAACGUGAUUAAUUAAAAAAAAAAAACGCCCGUUAACACGAUAAUUUUGACAGAUCUAGUUUAAAGACACUGCUGAUGAGCUGGAAUCCAGGUAUGACAUCGGGAACUCAUCCCACAGCUCUUCAACAAAACAAUCUGACCAGCAGCAGAAUGUGACAAAAUCAUGUCAGUCGUCAUAAUAGCUUCGCUUGCUAGCUAGCACAGCUAUUCUCCCAGUUCAGGCCAACUACAGCAUCACCCUGAGCGUCCAUUGCACACAUAAAACGCCCUCCGUAGGUCAAAACAUGUAUUAAAUAUUUUAGAUUUUUAAAUGAAUUGCAAUAAUUCAUGCACUUCUAAUAACACUUUAGUAAAAAAGAACAACUUUGGCUUACUAGAGCCUACAAGUCUUUAAGUCCGAGGCUCCCUUUAAAGUAGUUUCAAUGUAACCUUUCACAUUUUAACGUUUUACCACAUCAAGUUUCACAUUAUAACAAAAUUAGUUUCAUAUUUUAAAGUGAUACGUUUUAACAAUCCGAGUUACAUGUUAACGUGACGAGUUUCACGCUUCAAAAUGAUGAGUUUCGCAUUUUACGCGAUACGCUUUAAUGUAACACGUGUCACAUUUUAAAUUGAUUUCUCACACUUUAACGCGGUUAUUUUCACAUAUUCACAUCAUAAGUUUCAAUGUUAAAUCAUGAUAAAUUAAACUUCAGAUCACUAGCUUAGCUCAUGUUGCGUUUUAUCUCACAAAGUUACUCUUAAAUUCCGUCAUGCUAGUUCAGGGUUGCCCUGAACAUGAAAACAACUCAUAACGUGAGCUAUUUAUAGCAUUUGAAUUGGACUUUUAACUCCAUCAAAAUCUUUAUAUAGUGAUUAGGGAACGAGUGAACCGUUCCGAAACCAGCCUGCGUUUAAGCAGAUAAGCGCUUGUUGUUUUGUUUUUCUCCCCCCAUCGAGAGGACAUCAUUUCAAAAUGAGUUGCUGUGAGCUCCCCUUCCUUCUUCCUUCCUCCUCCUCCUCAGUGGCGUCUGGAGGCAAAUCCUCUGAUUUCCUGUGUCUCGACGGACUCGCAAAAGGACUACUUUUUUUGGUUGUUUUUAUGGGAACGAGACGCCAAUUCCCCUCGGUUAUUAUUACUCGUGCUUUGUUUUGUGCUGUCUGAAUGGGUCACACAACAGAAGCCUCCGUUUUGACCGUCUUAAAGGAGACAUUUUAUGUACCGUAUUUUCCGGAUUAUAAAUCGCUCUGGAGUAAGUAAGUGGAAUUUGUCAAAAAAAAGCAUCAGACAAAGGAGAAAAUAUAGAUAAGUCGAAUUUUUAGUAACUCAAACGCAGUCAUUAGGAUUGCUUCAGCCGCAAAAUAGCAGUUCAAAUGUAGUGAAUACUUGCCAAAAACAUGGCAUUGCCGCCAUGUUUCGCAGGGUAAUGAAUAACAGUUGUGCUGCUAGUGCUAACGUACGUACAGUUUUUUCUAAUACUCGGCUCAACGUGUUAGCUUAAAUCAGUGCUUCUCAAUUAUUUUCUGUUACGCCCCCCAAUAGGAAGACGUAAACGUUCCGCGCCCCCCACCCAACUCUCUGCCGCUACUGUAAAUAUACCGUAGUAUCAUUUGUCUAUAAAAUUCUUAUUAUUAUAAUAUGAGUACACUUCUGGAUAACAUUGUGCCCUUUUUUAAUAUUAAAGAAAAAAAAGUGUUAAAAAAAAAGAACACAUCCAUACUGUAAAAAUAGACUCAAGGUAAGUUUUUUGACCGUUUGAUACUGAAAAAAAUAAAAUAAAAUAAUCAUAGAGUCAAAUUGAUUAGCAACAUUAACUCAAGAGGACAAUAUGCCAAACCAUUAGACUGAAAAAACAAAAAUUAAUAGAAAUAAAACGACUGUCAUUGGACAGAGAGUUUUUAUUUUUGCUGGAGGCAGUAUCAGCUCCUUUGCUGUGGUGUUGGGUUAUUUUGCAUUAUGUGAUGCUGACAGUGCUUGCUGGUUUUCUGAUGUAACACUGACAAAGCGGGAUGAUUGUUGGCAAUAUUCGGCACCUUUUAGCUAAAAAAAAAAAAUCCUACUGUCCCCUGCGAACAUUUUUAAACGAAGUAAACAGACUGGUCUUUCCUCGUCUCCCACCGUACUAAAAGUCAAAAGCCAAAUGCUACAUACGCUUCGUCAUACUUCUUUGUCUUAGCUUUUCAUAUCUCCAGUGCUCUUUGCUGUGUGCUUUUGUUUGGUUCAAAAUACUGCGCACAUGCUGAAAAUGAGAGCACCACUGCCACCCUCUCAGCAGAUGUGCAAUUACACUUUAUUCUAGUUCAGCAAAAAAAUAUGUUCCCCCAGCAUCCCCCUUGGCCCACCCCCUAUUUGAGAAGUACUGGCUUAAGUUAUCUUACAUUAGCUCCUGGCUUUGGUUACUAGCUUCCCGGGACCAAUUUGUUGUUCAACUAGCCUCCAAAACGUUCAAUGUGUAACCAGUGUGUCAACUCCGCCAUGCGUUCCGCUCCCACCUCUAACUAGGCUGGGACGCGAACCUGGGCGCCACGACGCUUCCACUCGGCAGGUAGGGACGCUAACCACUGCGCUAUAAAAUUCAAGCCAACAGCACAGCCGCCAUCGUCCCUACAUGAAGGAAUCGGCAGGGAGGUUUCCACGCUCCACAAUGGACCUGCAUUUACCCGUUACACAUGUAUCUUCCGUUCUCAGUUCAGGUGACGUAUGUUUCUUGACGAACCUGCAGAGACGAUUUUAGACUGUUCAGAUUUAUGUAGCUACGCUAUGUAGUUUAAACUCCGCUUGUCAAAAACAGGACAUAUACAACUCCAGCCUACUUAUAUUUCAAUUAAAAUAAACAACGUUCGCAAUACUUAGCUCACUGCAGUCAUGUUAGCUUAAAUUAACUUACAUUAACUCCUGGCUUUGGUUACUAGCUUCCAAUAAAUAAGUUGUAGUUCAGCUAGCCCCAAAACAUUCAGUGUAUCUUCCGUUCCCAGUUAAGGCGACGUGUCUUUCUUCAAGUAGCUGCAGAGACGAUAUUACACUGUUCAGAUUUAUGUAGCUACGUUAUGUAGCUUAAACGCCACCUGUCAAAAACAGGACGGACACAACCGCAGUCUGCUUAUAUUUCCAUUCAAAAUAAAAUAACUUUCGCGAUACUUAGCUCACAGCAGUCGCGUUAGCUUAAAUUAUCUUAAAUUAGCUCCCGGCUUCAGUUAGUAGCUUCCAGUGACCAAGUUGUUUUUCAGUUAGCCUCCAAAAUGUUCAUGUAUCUUCUGUUCUCAGUUCAGGCGAUGUAUCUUUCUUCAAGUAGCUGGAGAGAAGAAUUUAUACGGUCCAGAUUUUUGUCGCUGAAACUCUGCUUGUCAAAACCAGGAUACAUUCCACUCCAGCCUGCUUUUAUUUCCAUUCAAAAUAAACAACGUUUGCAAUACUCAGCUCACCACAGUAACGUUAGCAUAGCUUAGCUUAGUUGUCUUAGCUCCCAGCUUAGGUUACGAGCUUCCAGUGACCAAGUUGUUGUUCAGCUACACUCCAAAAUAUUCCCUGUAUCUUUUGCUCUCCGUUCAGGCAUCGUAUGUUUCUUCACGUAGAUGGAGAGAUGAGUUUAGACAUUUCAGAUUUACCUCGCUACGUAAUGUAACUUAAACUCCGCUUGUCACAAACAGAACGAAUACAACUCUAGUCUGCUUAUUUUUUCCCAUUCAAAAUAAACAACGUUCGCAGUACUCAGCUCACUGCAGUCACAUUAGCUUAACUUAGCUCAGUUUUCAUACGUGGCUUCCCAUUCUCCACCUAAGGUUACUAGCUUCGGUUACUACCUUCAAGUGACAAAGUUGUCGUUCAGCUAGCCUCCAAAACAUUCCGUGUAUCUUCCAUUCUCAGUUUAGGCGACCUAUCUUUCUUCACGUAGCUGCAUAGACGAUUUUAGAUUGUUCAGAUUUAUGUAGCUACGUUAUAUAGCUUAAACCCCGCUUGUCAAAAACAGUCGGAUGAAAUACAACUCCAGUCUGCCUAUUUUUUUUCCCCAUUCAAAAUUAAAAACGUUCGCAAUUCUCAGCUCACCGAAGGCCUGUUAGCUUAGCUUAGCUUAGCUUAGUUGUCAUAGCUUCUCAUUCUCCACAUUAGCUCCGGGCUUUGGUUGCUAGCUUCCAGUGACCAAAUUUUCGUUCAGCUACCCACCAAAACGUUCCGUGUAGCUUCCGUUCUCAGUUCAGGUGAAGCAUCUUUCUUCACGUAGCUGCAGAGACGAUUUUAGACUGUUCAAAUUUUUGUAGCUACGUUACGUAGCUUAAACUCUACUUGUCAAAAAAAGUCAGGACAAGUACAACUCCAGCCUGCUUAUUUUUUUUCCCCAUUCAAAAUUAACAACGUUCGCAAUACUCAACUCACCACAGUCGUGUUAGCUUAGCUUCGCUUAGUUGUCAUAGCUAGACAUUCUUCAUCAUGAAAACAUACAUACAGUAUCCUUUGCAGUUGUUAUUAUACUGGUUUGGUUAGAUGUAAAUGUAGUCAAAACUGAUAGGCUAGGUUCAUACCACAGGUCUCAAUGUAAAAAUCAGAUUUUUUAAAAAAUCAUAUCUGGUCUUUUUGCAUGCCCGUUCAGACUACCAUUUUUAAUCGUGGCCCGAAAAGUGUCAUCACAAAAUCGUAGAGAAUAAAGUGACCUGCAUACGCAGAUGUAGAAAAAUACGUCACAAGAAAGAAUAAUUAACUAAAUAAUUAACAUGGAUGCCUGUGACAUCGCUGUCCAUGGAUUUAUGUUGAAACUCUUGAGCUAUGGAAUUAGCCGAAUGCUAGCACAGGCCUCUAGGAAUAGCAGGAUGUCGUCUUGUGGAGCAUUGGUACCUCUAGUUCAACGUGCUAAUUCACCACUUGCUAAGCAAUACGAAUUAACGUCAUUAGCAGUCGCCAGAAUUCCGAUUUGGGAGACUUGAGAGUUCAGACAGCAGCUACAUUCUGGAAAAAUGUGGCCCAGAUUGGAUUUAAAAUCCCGUGUAAAAGUGACCUGGAUCGGAUUUGAAAUGGUCAACGUCUACCCAACUUGUCCCGUUCAGAGCGUCAAGUUGAUGCUUCACUCGAGUCGGAAAAACACAAAUAAAAUCGGAUUUGUGCAUUCAGAUGAAGCAAGCGUAAGAGUUUCUUGACUUCAUAAUCACAAGGCAAGAACGCCCUCUCUCAGUGGGUUGUGGAAAAUGUUUACUCCAUAAUCUACCAGUAUAACAAAAUUAUUUAUUUUAACAUUUUAUAUAUUGCGAUUGAGUAUAAGUCGCAGGCUCAGCCACAGUAUG